Molecule: messenger RNA, 1119 nt
Organism: Closterium sp. Naga37s-1
Lineage: Eukaryota; Viridiplantae; Streptophyta; Zygnematophyceae; Desmidiales; Closteriaceae
Source: the annotation of a GenBank genome assembly
AUGGCGUCCCUUCAGCCGUUCGAUUUGACGGAGUUUCUGCAGCUGAAAGAGGCUGUACGGCCCGAGCAAGCGGAAAAUGCCGUAGGGCAGACGGCCGCCGCGGCGCUGCCCGCGUCCGUGGCGGAAACCUGCCGGGCGAUGGCGGAGUGCUUGCGCGCAACGAGCGCGCUGAUCGUGCGCGACCCGCGGUGCGCGCAGGCGGACAACGACCGGUUCCUGGACAUGAUGGAGUCGUACUUCGCGCAACCCAAGACGACCAAGCUCGCGCACUCGCGCCCGGAACUGCACUAUCAGGUGGGAGUGACCCCCGAGGGCGUGGAGAUGCCGCAGAGCGCGCUGGACGACGCGGUGAAGGCGCGGAUGGCGCAGCUCCCCGCGGACAGCCGCCCCCACGCGCCCUCCGGCCCCGACUGCAAGUGGCGCUUCAUGUGGCGCGUCGGGCCCCGCCCCGCGCGCACCAGAUAUCAGGAGCUGAACGCGAGUCCAGUGGUGCCGGAGGGGUUCCCUCAGUGGGCUUCGGUGUUGGAUGGGUGGGGAUGCAAGAUGACUGCUGCCGUGGAGGCAGUGGCGGAGAUGCUGGCAAUCGGAUUUGAUCUUCCACAGGACUCUUUCACCUCCCGCAUGCACAUGGGUCCACACCUGCUGGCCCCCACAGGCAGCGACCUGGGAGAGCACGGCUCCCCUGGAACAGUCCUGGCGGGGUACCAUGCAGAUCUCAACUUCCUCACCAUCCACGGACGGUGCAGAUUCCCCGGCCUACGUAUCUGGCUGAGGGAUGGCACCUGCUGCCGUGUCUCGGUGCCUGACGGCUGCCUGCUGCUUCAAGCAGGGAAACAGAUGGAAUGGCUGACGGGAGGAGAGGUGCCGGCGGGAAUGCAUGAGGUGGUGGUGGAUGAGGGCACAGUGGCGGCGGUGCAGAGAGCACAGCAGCAGGGACGCAGCCUCUGGCGAGUCUCCAGUACGGUUUUUGCACACAUAGCAUCAGAUGAGAUCCUCACGCCCAUUUGGCACUUCGCCGCUAGCAAACUGGCAUCUAGCUUUCCACCCAAGCCUGCUGGAGAGUUUGUGGAGGAGGAACUAGCAGCCAUUCAGUUAAAAACCUCCAGUGGGGGUGGCUGA